Dalotia coriaria is the source of this 595-nucleotide messenger RNA. RefSeq names its product protein transport protein Sec61 subunit gamma. Gene Ontology annotation, molecular function: transmembrane protein transporter activity. Bases 207 to 413 code for a protein of 68 amino acids. Gene Ontology annotation, biological process: post-translational protein targeting to membrane, translocation; protein targeting. NCBI's taxonomy places the organism in Eukaryota, Metazoa, Arthropoda, Insecta, Coleoptera, Staphylinidae. The record is from RefSeq and is a predicted model, not a curated record. Gene Ontology annotation, cellular component: Ssh1 translocon complex; membrane. The transcript is spliced from 3 exons.
AGUUCGUCGAACACGUCACGCGCGUGUUGCCAUCGUGGCGAUUCCAACACCGCUUGCAAAGUGACGCUUGGCCCGGUUGACGGGUAACGUGUUGGUGAUUUUUCGUUCAGUCGACUUGCAAUUGCACAGCCGUCACGAAAAUUGUUCGCUCCUGCCAAGCUUGAAUUAUAUUUAUAUCAACUCAAAACCCAAUCCACAUUAUCAACAUGGACCAGAUUAGGAGCACCCUUCAGCCCUGCCAAUAUUUCAUCAAAGACUCCAUCAGAUUAGUCAAGCGAUGCACAAAACCCGACCGAAAAGAAUUCCAGAAGAUUGCAAUUGCCACUGCUAUUGGCUUCUGCAUCAUGGGAUUCAUUGGCUUCUUUGUUAAACUCAUCCAUAUACCUAUCAACAAUAUCAUUGUUGGAUCAUAAAUACUUAAAAUUAACUUAUUUCUAUAUAUACCUAUAAAAAGCAAUCUUGUGUUGAAUACAAUGUGUUUUUCUAUAUCAUUUGGUGAAUUCUUCAUCUUUGUUCCACUAUAUUUUCAUAAUAUUGAUAUAAGUGUUGAAUUUAUUUAUCAGCAAAAAUAAAAUUUUAUAUGUAAUCUAAAGAA